AUGUACGUUGGCGAGGAUGGUGCUUUUGUUGAGCUCGACUGCGGCGGUGUGAAGAGUUGGGCGCAGCUACCCACAAAGCUUGCUUCGCUAAAGCCCAUUUCCAGCGUGGAGGAGGUCAACUUGGAAGUUGGUGCAAAGAUUGAGACGGUUGUCGUGCAAAAAGAUUUGACAUCCGUGGUGCUCGGCGACCCCACCGCGGUCCAGUACAUCGUGUCUCUCUCCAGCCUUGAGCUUGAUGCGGCCUGGAAUAAGGUGCAGAUGACCAUGGACGGAGAAGAAGGUUACGAUCCUCUGUGGCAAGUUCAAGUGCUGCAGAUGGCGAGCUGGGGUGCCCAGGUGAUGACCGAGGAGGGCCUGAUUGGAAUGAUUCCUGCUCGUGAUCUCGGUGAAAAGGCCGGUGACCAAGGCAUGGUGGGUGCCAUCCUUACCGUGCAGAUCAAGGAAGUGAAGCCGGAAAAUCGCGAGAACACCAACCCACAGAUGGUCAACGACUAUCCCAUCGUUUUUUCGUAUGCGGACGUCAUGAAGAAGGUUCUGGCCGAGAAGAUAAACGAGGGCGAUGUCGUCGAGGCAAAGAUCACAAACUUCUUGCCUUCCUCCAUGGAUAUCGAGAUCGAGGGCAUCCCCUUCCCAGUUUCCAAGGUUGACAUCUCCCGCAACACCCGCUUCGAUCCGCAAGAACUCUUCGUGAUCGACGAGAUAAUUAAGGUGUACUGCAUGUCAUCUGACCCGGAGUCCGGCCAGUUCAGGUUCUCACUGCGGGCAUUGGAGAAACGUCCCGGUGCCCUCCUCCUGAACAAGCAGAAGGUCUUUGAUGAAGCCGAGGAAACGGCGAAGAUAUUCUACGAGAGACAGAAGAUAGAGAGGGAGAAAAUUGACAAGACGCUUUCAUCCACUCUGGGAGAUGACGAGGAAGAAACGAAGUCGUCAGCGCCAACAGACGCCGCGGGUAUGCUAGACUUCAUGUUGGGCGACGACGACGAUGAAUUCUGA
This is a messenger RNA of Symbiodinium necroappetens, 993 nucleotides long. The record is from the annotation of a GenBank genome assembly. NCBI's taxonomy places the organism in Eukaryota, Dinophyceae, Suessiales, Symbiodiniaceae.